GCUAGAAAUGAUCCUAUUGUUAAGACCUUAGGUUUGUAGCUAUGAAAAAUACAAGUUGUCGUAGAAAAUUUGUCAUAUUUUAGGGGCUUGGGUAAUCCAGGACUCCAGGUCCCUUUAUUCCUAUUGAAGGUCAAGCUCCAUGACAAGAGUCAUGGCAGCUUCUUUCAUUUCUGGUGAAGGUUGUGAAUACAGUAUAACCAUGUUGACUUGGUACUAUAUUUGCUAAAUUUUUGUGGGAUGUAGAAAUUCAGUAUGAAGAUUGCAGUGCCAUUUUGCUCCUCAUUUCAGUUGGGGAACUCAUGUCCAUGAUGUUUAAGGUAGUUUUAAUUUAGUUUUCCUAAACAGGAAUUGUUGAGUUUUAGAUGUAUGUGUAGUACAUGUAUAAAGAUACCCUAGCUUGAAGUCAGGCAAGGGCUUUCAUUCUUUUACAGCCGUUGCUGCAGGUUUAGGACAAGGCCUUUGUCCCACUUUUGUCAUACCGAGAGUGGCCUCCCUUGCAAGGAACCUCCACUGAUUGUCAGAGGUCCUUAUGGCCAAAUUGAUUUGUCCUUGACUUGUGGCAAUACUGGGAGAUGGUUUCUAAUUGUUAGAGAAUAUUCCAACACUGGAUGUGGUAGCAACACUGCAGUACUAUGAGUAAAGGAUAAACGAAUUUCAAAGUGCUGUGCUUGAAAUCUCUUAUGACUGCAGAAAUGAAGUGAUCAUCAUUAUCUUUAAGGUGAAUAUGAAGAGGUGUGUGAGUACUGGCCAUAAUUCUGGUGUUAAAAAAAUGAUUUCACUAAGAGAAAAGGUGAAGUUAAGGGGAAGAAAAAAUUCAUCUACUCAGACCUUUAAUGUGCAAAGUGCAAAAGCCAAGCCAAAAUCUAAUGUUAAAAGUAAAGGCUGCAAUGUAUUAUUACACACUUCUAAACAGUAUAGAGGUUUCCAAGAAAUCUCAAGACCUUCAGGAACUACUAAAACUGCUGAUGACCAUCACCAUGAUUAUGUCAGUCAAGAGCAGUUGGGGGAUAUGAAGCCUUUAAAACAUUUACCAUCAGAAGUGAGCAUGGAUAUAGAUUUACCAUUUGUAGACACUACAGCCAUCAUGUCAUUGGUUACCGGUGUUCCUAAAGUAGCAUAUAUGGGAAGGGGAGAUUUCCACAGCAUUGAUUGCAUUCGAGCUUGUGACAACAGAAAGGUAACUAAAACUUUUAGAAAUAUCUCAGUUUUGCAGGCAUAUUUAAAAUCUGAGGAUGCCAAAAGGUGGUUAUCAGAAGAAAAUGGAGCAGGCAGUGUUGUUCCAAAAAGUGAAUAUGUUGUAGAUGGAACAAAAUUUAAUGUAGUUGAGACUGUCGGUGGAAAUAAGGUUGAUUCUGAGGAACCUACUGUCAAGAGAAUAAAGCAAGAGAUAGAUGAUUCUUCUGAUGUUGAGGGUAAUAGUACUGGUAUACUUAAUGUAUCAUAUUCAGAGAAAUUUAAUAUAUAUAAAGUAAUUUAUUUCAGUCCUUCCAAUAAUCAGUUUAUAACCAAAGUUUUUGAAAAGUUUUCUUUGUUACUUGAAUUUUUAGAGUCAGGGGAAGUGAGGGGUUGCCUGUUGGAUAUAAAUGAUAAAUAUAAAGUUCACUCUAGUGUUCUUAUCAGUGAUUAUAAAAGUGGUUUGACCAAUAAGUACCAAAAUGAUGGAGAAAGUAUGAGUGUUGAAUCAGUUUCCAGUAAUAUUAAAUGUGAUGCUCAAGUUUCAGACGGGGAAAUGUGGUCUCCUGACCUACCUAAAGCUUCAUCAAAAAGAAAACAUAGCUCAUAUUUAUCUGUUGUAAAGUCUUAUUUACCUUCUGAUGAAUCAGAAACUUCAUUUGGUGAUGGAAAUGAAGAAAGUGUUGAUGAUUUAGAAAUUAAUGAUUAUCAAGAUAAUGUGAAUAUUGAUGAAGAAUGUGGUGAUGUUAAACCUAAGAAAGAACUUUGCUUUAUUAAUAGGGAAAACAAUUGUCAAAGUGCUCCCAUGGAUACCGAAGGUCAGUUUCCUAGAAAACGUUUGUCAUUAAAGCAUGAUAUUGAUACAUCUGCUAUUAAACCAUUGAUUGCAGGUUAUCCAAAAAUAUCAUAUAGGAAAAAAUAUGACUUUUAUAGAAUUGUUUGUAUUCGUGCUUGUGAUGGACAAAGAGUUACAGCUCCUUUUAGAUCUCUCUCAAAAUUACAAUUAUUUUUAAAUUCAGAGGCAGCAAAGUCUUGGUUACUUGAUGAACGUAAUAUUGGUGUUCGUUCCAAAAAAAGUAAAUCAUGCCCUGUGUCGUAUAAUAGUGAAUUACUUGCAGUAAAACCAGAAAUAUCUUUCAUAAAACCUGACAGACUUAGAGUGCUUUGUAUUCCUAAGUGUGGAAAACCAAAAACAAAGUUUUUUAAGUGCUCAGAUCAGGGUCAAAGUGAUAUAAGUGCAGUGCAGAAAAUUAAUGAUUUUUUGACAGGUCAGAGUUUUAUUUCAUGGAUCACAUCAGAAAGAAGGUGUGAUAAUGCAGGCAAAGGGGUUGAUUCUUGCUGGAUUUGGAAAGACACCAUAAAAACAGGACCUGACAUGCGUCUCUAUCUUGAUGAGUUAUUAGAUUUUGAUUGCACUAAAAGUGUAGAUGUGAAUCCUGCUAUCGCUCCUUAUCUUGAAAUACAUCAUAAUCCUUCAGUGCCAUCUGUGUCUUAUGCAUGUAAUCCUGGAUGGGGCAGAGCUCAUAGAAGUGAUGAUACAUUUUCUUUGGUAGAUGGUGCUCCUCAUGACUUAUUUGAAAGAACUUAUAGGAUAGUUAGUGUUUAUGUGCGUUGUUCAUCGAGAUCUACCAUGUGCAGGACAACAUGUGGAGAACUUCUUUCACAAAGCAGAAUUGUUGGCAGUUACUUUUCUUGUUGCAGGGAGCCUGUACCUGCACAUAAUGAAUGCUCCCAUUGUAAAGCAACAACAUCAUCAUAUAACAAGUGGCAUAAAAUGAAUGAUGAUAGCAUUUUAUGCAGAGUAUGCUAUAACUAUUUAAAGAAAAAGAAUGUUCCGAGACCAUUAGAUUCUAAGAAAGUGAAUCGUAAACCUUUUUAUGUCCAUAAUCAAUGCCAGUACAGAUUAAGGUUAGAAUUGACAUCAGACCUGCAGCAUUGGCAGAUAUUUUAUCAUAGUGCCAAUAAGCAAGACCAUGACACUGCCAUGGCUGUUGGUUGUAAAAGAUUUACAUUAACUGAAAGAGAUUAUAUUGAUAAGGUACGCUCCUCAGCCGGUAGAAUGACUGCCAAGCAGAUUGGAAUUGCUUAUAGAUAUGAGAAGAAAAAAGAUUCACUACAUCCAAUGAAGCAGUAUCAAAGUCGCUGUAAAGUUGUGGAUUCACACAUUGUAGAUAAUGGUUUUGUAGAACCUGUUGAAAAUAUAACAAUCAGUCCUGAUUGGAGGAAUACGGAAUAUGAUGAUCCCUUAGCAUUGGAAGUGGAUUGCAUAGAGUUUGAGAUAAAUGAUGUAGAGCCUGAGGUAGCACUAAACACAACUGUACCUACAGUAGUGGUGGAAACAAAGUCAAUUCUUGAUUGUAAUGGUGAUAUUCAAGCCAAAGGAAGUUUUCAUAAGAAACCCUCAAAAUCAGAAGAGUGCCUUAUUGUCUGCUACAAGUGUGUUAUGGAUCCAGGUAGAAAAGAUAAUCCAUUUUCAUGUAAGGAGUCCAAAGAACUUGAUAGUCAUAUUAAGAUGUGUCAUAGAGAGAACUAUUUUUGCUGUUCAAUUUGCUUUCAGGAUAAUAUAGUGGAAUCUUUUCCCAGCCUAAGGAUAUUGAACCAUCAUAUAAGGCAGUUUCACAACAAAGACAGGAGUCUUAAAAAGGUACAGACUACUUUGCAAACAUAAUUCCUUUGGUAAUGAUGCUUGUCAAUAUUGAUAUGUUAUGUAUGUGAGGAUAUCUUGGUUUUUAACUGUUUCCUUUUGUUGUUGUAAAAGAUUCAAGUUUUUGCUAGCAGAAUGUGAAAUGAAGACGAAUGCAGUAUUAUAUCCUGACUUUAUUUUUAAUGUCCAAUUUAUUGAGGACCUGUUAAUCAUGGUUCCUUAGUUUUAAUGAGGCUAUGAAACUAUUUGGGAAAGAAAUUUCUUUUUUGUUACACUUGAAAUUCCAAGCAAUUAAAAUUCUCCCAUUCCUUACUUGAUGACGGGAAUUUUGUACUGCAGUGGGAAUGAGUAAUUAGAAAAGUAAGUAGUUCUCAUUGGAGAUGAGUUCAUAUUGAAAUUCCUUUACUUUUCUGAUUUUUCUAAAAAUUUCUCUGUUAGAAGAUGGUUUUAGUUAACUUGGGAAUAUUUACAAAGCUGGAUUAGCUUACAAGAAAACAAGAAUUGCACUCUUAACUGUUGCCAAACAUUGAUAAUUAUUUAAGUGUAUGAAUGAUGUUUAAAAAGGUAGCAUAGUGAAAUUACCUUGAGGAAAAACUAUGAUGUUUAAAAAGGUAGCAUAGUGAAAUUACAUUGAGGAAAAACUAGUUUAGUAAUAAUUUAUCAAUUUGAUUUGAAGUGUCUUAUGUCAAAACCUGGUUAAGUUUUUGACAAAUAAUAUAAGUUUGUUAUUGUUUCAGGUUGUGUCAUUUUGUUACCAUUCACAGUGUUCUUCAAUGUUAUAUUUUUUAUGGUAAUAUCCCAAACUAGCAAAAAAAAAAAUAAUAAUAAUAAUAGUAGCCAGUGAAUUCGGGCAACAAAAAAACUUUUAUUGCAAAAACCAAACUGAAUGAAAUAUACUUGUACAAUAAUUUGUGAUACUGUGUAGGAUUUUUAAUGUUCAACUUUUCUCAUGUAAAUGUCCUUAAUGACAUUAAAGUAGUUCUUAAUCUUGAUGAAUUAAUAACAGUAUAAUUAGGCCAUAUCCAAGAAAAAUGUUUAUGAAAAUAGGCAUAAUUCUGUCAAACACCCAAUAAGUGUGAAAAAAUUUAUUUCUGUUUUCACUGGCUCAAAAAUAAUUUAGGAAGCAUUUAGAUAUUGCUAUCCAACAUAACAUGAAGAAUUGUGUUGAUGGUGCUUAACUAGGAUUUGAUGCAGAAUACCUCAAAUGUAUACAGUAUAUUCAUUUUUGAUCAGAUUUGUUAAGAUUAACUCAUCAAAGAGUUUCCAAAUAUAAUUUAUUACUUGUUUGAAAUUAUUUCAUUAUAUAAUUAUCACUAAAUUAGUUUUUAAGGCAAAAGUGCCUUUUCUAAAUUACUUAUGCAAAUCAUUCUGAAGCUUUUCUUUUCACUUCAUGGUCCAGUACUGCACUGCUAAUGCUAAUGGAGCUUUAAAGUACAUGUAUGAAUUUUACAGUAUUUUUUGUAUACCAUAUGUAUGUAUGUAUGCAUGUUGUCUGUUAAGAUGUAAUCUCAAAGUGAUAAAAAUAGUUAAGAUGCACACUUUUGUUCUGUGAUAACAUAUUUUUAAUGUACAAAGGAAGUGUUUGGUUAGCCACAGUCAUUGAAAUGUACUAAUAAUACCAAGUGACUUUUUAAUAGCCUGUACUAUACUGAAUAUUAUAUGAAUAUUAAUUUA
This is a messenger RNA of Macrobrachium nipponense, 5491 nucleotides long. RefSeq lists its product as uncharacterized. Gene Ontology annotation, molecular function: zinc ion binding; sequence-specific DNA binding. The record is from RefSeq and is a predicted model, not a curated record. The transcript has 2 exons. Gene Ontology annotation, biological process: regulation of DNA-templated transcription. Bases 725 to 3841 code for a protein of 1038 amino acids. Lineage: Eukaryota; Metazoa; Arthropoda; Malacostraca; Decapoda; Palaemonidae.